GACGACACGAUAUGAUGACACUGACAGAUUGAGGGGGACGAUAAAUUUGCCAAUGUAAUGUUAACACAAUAGUAGUUUAAAAUAUAACGUGUAAAUCUAUAAUCAGUACAAAAUGUUACCAAUAAAAUAUGAUUUCUUUAUUUUCAUUAUUUACUUAAUUCAUAAUGUUCAUUAUAUACAUGCUUCUACCCAAAAAUUCGUAACUUGCGGUUCGGUGCUAAAACUUUUAAACACAGAUUAUAGAGUACGGCUUCAUUCACACGAUGUGAAAUAUGGUUCUGGUAGUGGACAACAAUCAGUUACAGCAACUGAAGUACAAGAGGAUAUAAACAGCCACUGGUUAGUAAAACCUGCUAGUGGAAAAUCUUUAGAAAGGGGGCAUCCAAUUAAGUGUGGAUCUACGAUAAGGUUAGAACACGUAGAAACCAAAAAAAAUUUACAUUCACAUCACUUUACGAGUCCCUUGAGUGGUAACCAAGAAAUCAGUUGUUAUGGAGAUGAUGGAGAAGGAGACACCGGUGAUAAUUGGAUAGUUAUUUGUUCAGGUGAGAAUUGGCGAAGAGACGACAGUGUAAUGUUUAAACAUGUCGAUACGGAGGCUUAUUUGUCUGUAUCAGGAAAAGUCUUUGGAAGGCCGAUAAAUGGUCAGAUGGAAGUAGUUGGAGUAAGGUCGUCUUCGGGGCCAGUCCAUUGGCAAACUGUAGAAGGGGUGUUUUUACACGCCCCUGAUGUGACUGCUAAACAUAUGCACACAGAACUUUGAAACUAAAGUUGAUAUAGAUUAAUUUGUAAAUUUUUUAAUUUAUUUAUAGUUUCGUUAAAGUCUGAGGCU
This is a messenger RNA of Diorhabda sublineata, 832 nucleotides long. RefSeq names its product stromal cell-derived factor 2. The record is from RefSeq and is a predicted model, not a curated record. NCBI's taxonomy places the organism in Eukaryota, Metazoa, Arthropoda, Insecta, Coleoptera, Chrysomelidae. The transcript has 3 exons. Bases 113 to 763 code for a protein of 216 amino acids.